Molecule: messenger RNA, 717 nt
Organism: Megalobrama amblycephala (Wuchang bream)
Lineage: Eukaryota; Metazoa; Chordata; Actinopteri; Cypriniformes; Xenocyprididae
Gene: eloca
Product: elongin C paralog a
Exons: 4
Coding region: 154-492 (112 amino acids)
Biological process (GO): ubiquitin-dependent protein catabolic process
Cellular component (GO): elongin complex
Molecular function (GO): protein-macromolecule adaptor activity
Source: RefSeq, a predicted model, not a curated record
ACAUUGGUGGUGCAUUACAUUCACCAAAGUUGGGGGACUUUUAAUUAUGAGCCACAUUUUUGAACCGGAAGUAUUCAGUUUCAUCCAGCGCCUGUGUUUCUCAACUUGUUUUACUGUUUUAAAUUCGUGGAAUAAUACAGUGCCUGUGAAACAAUGGAUGUUGAAGAGAGGACUUAUGGCGGUUGUGAGGGCCCAGAUGCCAUGUAUGUAAAGCUGAUCUCUUCAGAUGGGCAUGAGUUUAUUGUGAAGCGAGAGCAUGCGUUAACCUCUGGCACAAUCAAGGCUAUGCUGAGUGGACCUGGUCAGUUUGCUGAAAAUGAAACCAAUGAGGUGAACUUCCGGGAGAUCCCGUCUCAUGUUCUCUCCAAAGUUUGCAUGUAUUUCACCUAUAAGGUGCGCUACACUAACAGCUCAACAGAAAUCCCAGAAUUCCCCAUUGCUCCUGAGAUUGCCUUGGAACUGCUCAUGGCUGCAAACUUCCUAGACUGUUAGAUAGGAAUGGAGAAUGUGUUAUACUGUGACUGUCAUUUGUUUGCCAUAUAGUGUGUAUUUAUAAAUGUUUUGCUCUGAUACUUUUUUUUUUGGUUAUGUUGUACUUUGAAAUGUCUAGAUAAUUUGUAUUGUAUGCAGUGUUUUAAAUGUCUUACAAUCAUUUUGCAGUUGUCCUAGUCUAUAUACAGUAUGGAUGAACCAAAUAUAACACUGUCACAUCUCUCA